AUGAUCGGCGAUUCGCGUUACCACGACAUGCUCCGUAGCUAUCCAGAAAUAACUCGUCCAGCUGGAAUUCAAUGUGUAGCACCCCACAGCACUGUCCAUCAUAUUAGGACUACGCCAGGCCCACCAAUCAGUUCCACACCACGCCGAUUAGCGCCAGACAAACUCAAGGUAGCAAAACAAGAGUUUGAAUUAAUGAUUAAAAACGGAAUAGCACGCCCAUCUGAAAGCGCUUGGUCGUCUCCAUUGCACCUCGCACCGAAAAAGGGAAAUGGAUGGCGUCCAUGUGGCGACUACCGGAUGCUCAACGCCCGCACAAUCCCAGACCGCUAUCCCAUCCGAAAUAUCCACGACUUUACCCAUAACAUAUCUGUUUGUACAAUAUUUUCAACAAUAGACUUGGUGAAAGCGUACAACCAAAUUCCUGUUAGUGAAGAGGAUAUACCAAAGACGGCAAUUACAACACCUUUUGGCCUCUACGAGUUCCGGUAUAUGACGUACGGCCUUAGAAACGCAGGUCAAACGUUUCAGAGAUUCGUUGAUGAACUGACUAGAGGUAUGGAUUUUUGCUUUGCCUAUUUGGACGACUUUCUCAUUUUCUCCAAAGACGAAAAAUCACACAAAGAACAUCUUUGUCAGUUAUUCGACAGACUCAAAGAAAACGGAACUGUCAUAAAUACAUCUAAGUGUGUCUUUGGAGCAAAGGAGGUAGUAUUUCUCGGAUACAAGGUAUCGGCAGAAGGAUUAAUGCCACUCGAAACCAAAGUACAAGCCGUCCAAGAUUACCCGAUACCAAAGACGGUGAGAGAACUUCGUCGAUUUUUAGGGAUACUGAAUUUCUAUCGCAAAUUCAUCCCCGGUGCGGCAAAAAUUCAAGCACCACUUCAUGCCCUAUUGACAGGACGAGUGAAAGGUUCUCAUCCAGUAAACAUUUCUGGCGAUACAAAGACAGCUUUUGAAAACUGCAAAAGAAGCUUAUGCACAGCUGCUCUUCUGGCACAUCCAGACUCAGUGCAAGACUCGCAUUGGUUACUGAUGCAUCGGAUACCGCCAUAG
This is a messenger RNA of Parnassius mnemosyne (clouded apollo), 1053 nucleotides long. NCBI's taxonomy places the organism in Eukaryota, Metazoa, Arthropoda, Insecta, Lepidoptera, Papilionidae. The record is from the annotation of a GenBank genome assembly.